AUGGCUAAUCUGAGAGAAGAACAAGAUUUCAGUGAACAUCAAGUCGAUCAGUACUCGCAAUCCUCAUCUUUGGGGAAACUUGAUUAUAUCCCACAGGAAGCACUAGAAAAUUUGGAAUGGUAUACUACUUUUUGGGAUGACAUGGAGAAAUUAGAAAAGGUCUUAAAAUUCGAUGAAUCAAUGGGUGAAGGAAACACACAAGAAAAUCGAUCUUUCAAUGUGUCAAGUGUUCAGAUUAAUCAACAGGACAAUAUUGAUACAAGUGUGCCUAAUCAUCAUCAGAGAAUUUGCAGCGAUUCUGAGACGAAAGAAACUACUCAAAAGCCUCUGCGAAGGACUAAAGUGAAGUCAUGUUCUAUUAAGAAGAGUAGAGCCAAGAAAUUCAUAGGAGAUAGAAGUUGCAGCCAUUGUGAGACCAAAGAGACUACUCAAUGGAGGGAAGGUCCUUUGGGGAAGAAUAGUUUGUGCAAUGCAUGUGGAUUACGAUACAAGUUAAAUGGAUUGGUUAAAGGGUAUAGACCUAAGGCAAGUCCAGCUUUCGAUAUCAGAAAUCAUUCAAAUUUACACAAGAAGGCGAUGCGAAAGGAAUGA
This is a messenger RNA of Medicago truncatula (barrel medic), 591 nucleotides long. RefSeq names its product GATA transcription factor 3. Lineage: Eukaryota; Viridiplantae; Streptophyta; Magnoliopsida; Fabales; Fabaceae. The coding region runs from base 1 to 591 and encodes 196 amino acids. Gene Ontology annotation, biological process: cell differentiation; regulation of DNA-templated transcription. The transcript has 2 exons. The record is from RefSeq and is a predicted model, not a curated record. Gene Ontology annotation, molecular function: sequence-specific DNA binding; zinc ion binding. Gene Ontology annotation, cellular component: nucleus.